This is a messenger RNA of Pipra filicauda (Wire-tailed manakin), 496 nucleotides long. RefSeq names its product killer cell lectin-like receptor subfamily B member 1C. The annotation marks the transcript as partial. The record is from RefSeq and is a predicted model, not a curated record. The transcript is spliced from 4 exons. NCBI's taxonomy places the organism in Eukaryota, Metazoa, Chordata, Aves, Passeriformes, Pipridae.
GUGGGCGACCUCGGGGUGGGGGAACACCUCCCUGGGACCCCCCUGUGCCAGCCUGGACGGCACCUUCAGGGAGCUGAGGAGGAUCCUGUGCCCCCCGCGAGAGGCCGAGGGGUGCAGGCUCUGCCCCGUGGGCUGGAUGCUGGGCAGCACCAAGUGCUACUGGGUCUCGGAAAGGAUGAACUCGUGGCACGGGAGCCGGGAGGACUGCGGGGCCCGCGGGGCCGCGAUGGCGAUGCCGUGGGACAAGGACGAGCUGGAUUCCCUCAAUGAGACCCUGAGGAAACCCACGCGGCACUUCUGGAUCGGGCUCUCGGUGCCCGCGCCCGGGAUGGGCUGGACGUGGGUGAACGGCUCCCGCCCGGACUGGAGCCGGUUCCCGCAGUACCUCGGGGAGGGUCCCGGAGCCUGCGGGGCGCUCAAGGGGGACAGGAUCGACCCCCGCGCCUGCGACACGGGGCUGCAGUGGAUCUGCCAGACGGAGUCCGCCCGGAUCUGA